Messenger RNA from Coccinella septempunctata (seven-spotted ladybird), 1155 nucleotides. RefSeq lists its product as uncharacterized. The coding region runs from base 235 to 1155 and encodes 306 amino acids. NCBI's taxonomy places the organism in Eukaryota, Metazoa, Arthropoda, Insecta, Coleoptera, Coccinellidae. The transcript has a single exon. The record is from RefSeq and is a predicted model, not a curated record.
UCAUAUUCAGGAAAAUGCUAUGUUAGUCCAGUGAAGAAUCUCAAUUUAUUGGGAAUCGAUUGGAUCACGAUGUUUGGAUUGUGGGACAUUCCACUGAAUUCUAUUUGUAAUGUGAUGUCUGUGUCAAGAAAAGAUAUGUUACCCUAAAUUCCGAAUAGUAAUCCACAAAAUGUUCAAGAAUUACAGGAGAAAUUUCCUGAUAUAUUUGAUGAUAGACUUGGUCUUUGCAAAAAAAUGAAGGUGGAAUUGCAUGUGUCGCGAGAAACUAAACCAGUUUUUCGUCCAAAACGACCAGUGGCUUACGCUGCACAGGCACAAAUUGAAGAUGAACUGAAUCGACUUCAAGAUCUUGGCAUAAUUUCUCCAGUUGAUUAUUCUGAAUGGGCUGCACCUAUUGUAGUAAAGAAAAAGGCAAAUGGGAGUUUACGUAUCUGUGGAGAUUAUUCGACAGGGUUGAAUGAUGCUCUUCAACCUCAUCAAUUCCCUCUUCCCACCUUGGAUGAUAUUUUUUCGAAAUUAGCCAAUUCAAAAGUAUUCAGCGUUAUUGACUUGUCUGAUGCAUUUUUACAAGUUGAGGCCCAGGAGAAUUCAAGAAAGUACCUCACAAUUAAUACUCAUAAAGGCCUAUUUUCUUACAAUAGGCUUCCAUUUGGAAUCAAAGUAGCUCCAACAUUGUUUCAGCAAAUUAUCGAAACGAUGAUAUCAGGAUUGGAAGGAACAGCAGCAUAUAUUGAUGACAUCAUCAUUUCUGGAAAGAAUAUAGAAGACCAUCAACGGAAUUUGCUGAACGUUUUACAGAGAAUUCGUGAAUUCGGGUUUCAUCUCAAGAUUCAAAAAUUUAAGUUUAAUCUACCCGAAAUCAAAUAUUUGGGAAAUAUUAUCAAUCAACACGGAAUAAAGCCCGAUCCUUCAAGGAUUGAAGCAGUUAUCCAUAUGCCCCCACCUCACGAUAUAUCUACACUACGUUCUUAUCUAGGAGCAAUUAAUUAUUACGGAAAAUUUGUUAGGAAUAUGCACGAACUUCGGAAACCGUUCGACCAAUUGUUGAAGAAAAAUGUAAAAUGGGAAUGGAGUAUUGAUUGUCAGCAAUCUUUCGACAAAUUUAAGGAAAUUUUACAAUCGAAUCUCCUAUUGACUCACUAUAACCCAUUGUAG